Messenger RNA from Oldenlandia corymbosa var. corymbosa, 2785 nucleotides. The record is from the annotation of a GenBank genome assembly. Lineage: Eukaryota; Viridiplantae; Streptophyta; Magnoliopsida; Gentianales; Rubiaceae.
GAAAAAGUAGUACACAUAUACUACAAAAAUUACCGCCAGUUCCGGUACUCUUUUUACCGCCCCUCGUUUUGCGACGGAUAUAGACCACUUUCUUCAGACUGAGGCAGUUUCCCCCAAUUAUUUCUCCCACGCCACCACACCGGGCCCCUUCUCCGAUCCCCACCGUUCUUUGCUUCUUCUUCACUUCUUUUGUAGAUCCCACUGGCCAUAGAUGGAAGAUAAACAGGACAAUGAGGAUUAUGCCCCUCGCGGGAAUGAGUGGGAGGUCGUGUCACUCACGGCAUCAACAUAUGCUGCUGCUCCUAACCCAGAGCAAGUUGAUAUGACUCAUGAUGCAAAAAGUGAGUUUGCUGAAGGAAACCAGCCGGAAACUUCUCUCGCAUUAUUUAUGUCGGGUCACUUUGUCUUUCCUCCAAGUGAGCAUGAAAAUUUGCCAUUGGAGCCUGAAACUAAUGAGAUUGACAGUAGCGUACAGCAAAGUGAAGAUUCGGAUUCUCAAUUUGUUGGUGAAGAAGGGAUCCAAUCUGACACUAAGGAGGAGGAAAUUUUUUCAUCCAAAAGGUUGGAUGCCACAGAUGAGUUUCCAGGCAUUCCAAUGUUCGGAGAAAAGGGUAAUAUGUUUGGUGCUACAAGAUUUGAGGAAGGUUCUACAUUUCCAGGGUUAAACAUGGUAGAAAAAGAGCAGAGUUUUUAUGAAACUGAAAAUUUUAGUUCCUAUAAUGAUGACCCAACUAUUGAUGAGUCUUCUGAAGUGGAUGAGGACAUUGCAGCUACUGGUGCGAUAGAAUCUUAUCAUGAUGAUCUGCAUUUGAGCAUAUCGAAUCUGAAAGAACAAGUAGACAAAGAUUAUGAGGGCCCUGAUGUUCCCUUCGGAGCUUGGUGGAAAAGGCGGGCUGCUUCAUUUUACACUCAUGCCAAAGAAGCCAACACAGUUUGGUCUAUAUUCGUCGCUGCUGCUCUGAUGGGUCUGGUUAUUCUUGGCCAGCACUGGCAGCAGGAGAGAUGGCAAGUUUUGCAACUCAAGUGGCAAUUUAGUCUCAACAAUGAGGUACUUACGUUAAUUUAUGGUUUUCUACUGUUGAGGGGCAACUCAAAAGUAAUCACAUUUUCUGCGUGAUUACAACCUGUUAGUGUGGUACAUGUUUGCAAAAUGACAGGGGAAUUUAUCAUCAAUAGUCUGUUUUAUGGUAGGAAAUUAUGAAGUGAUUAGUGAACUAGAUAUAAUUAUAAUACACAACAUAAAUGGAUAACAAUUAUGAGAAUGAUAACGGAGUUCUUGAAUUGCUCCAUAACCGGAUGGGAGUGUUGAAUUGGCUGGAUAUUUUUUUUUUUUGUUUACGUGAUGGUGUUGAGGUGUUGAUCGGGCUCAGCCAUUAUAAUAUCUACUUAGGAUGAGCUAGUACCGUUUCAUUGAUGAGUUAGUGGGUUCUUACUUCUUGAAUUGACACAUGAGGUUCUUGGUUAAUUCAUAACUUGGCUUUCGCAGCUCCAAAUAAAUGAUUUUUUCUGGAAGUUUUAGUUUUAAGAUUUUAUGAAAUCAUCUAACCACCGUGAUUAUUGGUGAUUGCUUUUGAGUUUGACAGAAACCCAAAAAUUGGAAUGUGAAAGCAAAUCUGAUUACUUGAUGAACAAAUGAUGAAAGGACAACUUGCUUCAGUUAUUUCACUGAGAAAGCCACAAUGUUUAAACUGCUACUCCCUCCGGUCCUUAAUAAAUGGCAUUUUGAUUUGUCCUAAUUUUCACCUAGUACGCAUUUAUAAUGGACGAGAAAACCUUAAAAAUAUUUCAUAACAAUCGAAAGAAUACAAAGAAUGUGAAAAUAUAUUUUUAAGGUUUUUUUGUUAGUUAAAAAUGCUUAAUAGGCGAAACUUUAGGACAAAUCAAAAUGCGUUAUAUUAAGGACCGGAGGGAGUAUGUGUGAUUAUUGGUGCACAACUCAACCGUGAUCAUUGACCUUUAGUCAUAGUUGGUUCUCUGUUCUCUAUACCAUGGGCAGCUAUGAAUUAAUAUUUUUCUUUAAUGACAGAGAAUGAGCAGGUUGUUCGGCCCCUUGACUCGUUUGAAAGAUGUGCUUGUGGGUGGUCAACAACAUGGUUCUUUCCUGAGGGCCGGCAGAGCUUCCACAGAGCAUUAAGACAUCCAUUAAGAAGGUUUCAGAAAAGAACAGCAAUAAAAGAUGUCGGGCGAGAAAAUGCGAGGACAGAGAGAAUAUCGGGUUCUGAGUGGGCGGCCCUUUGCUGUUUCUCAAUGUUAGUUUACUUUGAGAUCAGAAGUCUGUAGAUGGUGUUAAUAUUUGCUUAUUAUUGUUUUUACUGCUGUUGAAUUGGCUGAGGGUUUUGUUUAUAAGCUUGAAUAAUUAUUUUGGUGGCUUUGAUAUUUUCAUCGUAAAUAGUUUUAGCUGUGUGAUGAUGGUUGCUAUUUAGCAUAUGCUGGAACUUGUUUCUCGUAAAUAGGUUGAAUGCAGUGGUUGAAUAUUGUAAGUUUGGUUGUAUUUCAAUUACUACUAACAAGCAUGUAGUGAAUUCAAGCCUUUGAAGCCGUAUUUGAGAAUGCAAACUUUCAAAGGUUUGUUAUAAUUGUUGCAGUAAACUUCCCAAUUUACUGCAGAAUGAGCUUUCAGGACCUAAACGCAUUCAAUUUACUACCAGUAAAAAAUAGCUUCCCUAAAAUAGUAACAAAUGAAGAUUUGUAGUUUUAUUAGUUUGUUAUGCAAAAAACAAUGUUCCUGUCAACGACUGUUUCCAAUUGAAAGUUAUCUAAAGUGGUUUGUUUAAUUUCUGAAUAC